Messenger RNA from Brassica oleracea var. oleracea, 474 nucleotides. Its product is annotated as LOB domain-containing protein 5-like. The record is from RefSeq and is a predicted model, not a curated record. NCBI's taxonomy places the organism in Eukaryota, Viridiplantae, Streptophyta, Magnoliopsida, Brassicales, Brassicaceae. Bases 54 to 437 code for a protein of 127 amino acids. The transcript is spliced from 2 exons.
AUGCAUCUUACUUAAUAAUCUACAUAUUUCUUCCAAAGCAAAAAAACAUUGUGAUGGAAGCUCUCGGAACCGAUAUUAAACAUGGUCGUUGUUGCGUUUGCAUCGAGAAAAACAAAAUAUGUACCAAAAAAUGUGAAUUUGCUGCAUAUUUUCCAAAUGAAGUGCAAAGCGAUUAUGAAGCUGCUACUAAAUUGUUUGGUACAACAAAUAUUAUAAGCAUGAUGAAACUUGCUUCUCAUGAACAAAACCAUUUGUUAGCAUCAUCGAUACUCAAAGAAGGUGCUGCAUGGACCGAUGAUAAUAUCAGAGGUGGAUAUGGAGUUAUCCAAAAGCUGAUGUGGGAGAUCAAAUUACAUGAAUCCUACCUCUCUAAGAUAAAGAAGAAGAUUUCAGAAGAAAAGAAACAAAUAGUUCUACUUUUGAAUCAGUAUAUAUAAUGAAAUUUAUCUAUCUUCAUUUAUCCAAUAAUAAUUA